AUGUCCGCCAACCGCCAGUUCGACCCCGACUUCACUCCCUAUGUCAUUAACGCCAUGGGACCUAAGGUCCCUGAGCGCACUCGCGUCAUCUUGGGUUCUUUGAUUAAGCACAUCCACGACUUUGCUCGUGAGGUCGAGCUCACUCCGGCCGAGUGGAUGCUUGGUGUCGAGUUCAUCAACUCCAUCGGCAAAAUCAGCACUCCCAUCCGCAACGAAUGCCACCGUAUCUGCGACGUUAUCGGUCUCGAAUCGCUCGUCGACGAGAUCGCCAACAAGAUCGUCACCGACGAGGGUGUCACUCCCACCUCCAACGUCAUUCUCGGCCCCUUCUGGUCGCCCAAUGCUCCCUUCCGCGCCCUCGGCGACAGCAUUAUUCAGGAUCCUAACCCCGACGGAAAGGUCACCUUCAUGCACGGUGUGCUUAGAGACAUGGAGACCGGCGCGCCCAUCGAGGGCGCCGUCCUUGAUAUCUGGCAAGCCUCUGCCAACGGCCAGUACGACUUCCAGGACCCGAACCAGUCUGAGAACAACCUGCGCGGCAAGUUCCGGUCCAACGAGAAGGGCGAGUUUUACUGGUACUGCUACCACCCGACUCCAUACUCGCUGCCCACCGACGGCCCCGCCGGUGUGCUCCUCAACGUCAUGGACCGCUCGCCCAUGCGUCCCGCUCACAUCCACCUGAUGAUCACCCACCCCGACUAUGCCACCGUCAUCAACCAGAUUUACCCCAGCGACGACCCCCACCUGGGCAUCGACUCGGUGUUUGCUGUCAAGAACGAUCUCGUCGUGGAUUUCAAGCCCAAGACUGACGAUCCCAAGGCCUCGCUUGAUCUUGACUACCCCGUCAAGAUGGCUCUGAAGAAGCACCACCCCAACCCCAACUCGGCGCCCCCGGUGUCGUCGUUUGAGCGGUUUAGCAAGAGCAAGGGGCAGCAGCAGCAGCAGCAGCAGCAGAAGCUAUAA
Messenger RNA from Aspergillus chevalieri, 963 nucleotides. RefSeq names its product putative catechol dioxygenase. The record is from RefSeq and is a predicted model, not a curated record. Bases 1 to 963 code for a protein of 320 amino acids. Gene Ontology annotation, biological process: catechol-containing compound metabolic process. The transcript has a single exon. Gene Ontology annotation, molecular function: ferric iron binding; catechol 1,2-dioxygenase activity. Lineage: Eukaryota; Fungi; Ascomycota; Eurotiomycetes; Eurotiales; Aspergillaceae.